This is a messenger RNA of Capronia epimyces CBS 606.96, 2235 nucleotides long. RefSeq lists its product as uncharacterized. Gene Ontology annotation, biological process: regulation of transcription by RNA polymerase II; DNA-templated transcription. Gene Ontology annotation, cellular component: nucleus. Gene Ontology annotation, molecular function: zinc ion binding; DNA-binding transcription activator activity, RNA polymerase II-specific; RNA polymerase II cis-regulatory region sequence-specific DNA binding. The record is from RefSeq and is a predicted model, not a curated record. Lineage: Eukaryota; Fungi; Ascomycota; Eurotiomycetes; Chaetothyriales; Herpotrichiellaceae. The transcript is spliced from 5 exons. Bases 1 to 2235 code for a protein of 744 amino acids.
AUGGCCCGCGGUGAACAGCCCGCCUGCAAGUUCCGCGGAGCGGGAUUCAAGAAUGAGACUGAGGGCGUGGUCCUUCCCGUCGACCAUGACCACCGCGACGCGAAUAAUGGGAAUGGGAGUGGCAAUGGGGAUGCGAUGCGCCAACGGAUCGACCACUUGGAGCAUCUGGUCAAGAAGCUCAUGGCCGAGCGCCAGCAGGGGCAUGUGUCGAUGUCGGCGUCGUCGCCUAGCACCAAUGUCAAUGGCGCCUGUACGCCGACUCCCAACCCCAACCCCGCGGUGGGACUGGGACGGGCCCAGUAUCCGUACGCUGUGGCGGUGGCAUCCGAUGCUCAGGAUGCGCCGAAGACGGCAAUGGAUGUGGAUGGGGGCCACUCGGUCUAUCGCAGUGAGGACGAUUUCGAUGCUCUGCUGCAAGAGAUCAACGAGCUCAAACGAACCUGGAGUCAAGGGCAGGGCCAGGAUGACCAGGGUGCUUCCCACUCCCACUUCCAGUUCCGUCCCAACAUCUCCCAUACAGUUGAUGGCACGAGCCUGCUCUUCAGCCAGGUCAAGCCGAUCGAACGGGUAGAGAUGCUCUCGACACUGCCGCCCAAGCCCGAGGUUGAUCGGCUGGUGGCCCAGUUCUUUGACAGGGAUACCUUCCCCCUUAGCAUCCCUCCAAUCCUCCAUCAGCCGACGUUCAUGCACGAGUACAACGAACAUUGGAAAGAUCCGUCGCGCACCAACCUGAUCUGGCUGGGCCUCCUGUUCUCCAUUCUCGGCAUUACCAUGCUCGCGUACCACCAGCACGGCGAGGCCCGUGGGUACGAAGGCCUCUCCGAGUGGCUGUUCCAGCUGUACCGCACGCGGACGGCACAGUGUCUGCUGAGCGGCGACAUGGCCAAGUGUCUCCCCUACACGGUCGAGACGUUGCGCUUCAACGCGACCGCGGAGCUGAAUCGAAAGGACGACAACCGCCGCGGCCUGUGGAUCAUGACCGGCGUCGUGGUGCGCGCCGCCAUCAACAUGGGCUACCACCGCGACCCGGACACGUCACCGUCACCGUCCCCCGGUGUCUCGUUCUCGGUGCUGCAGGCAGAAUACCGACGCCGCAUCUGGCUGUCCGUGGUCAGCAUGGACGACAUGGCCUCGUUUCUCGCCGGCUGCCCGCGCACCAUGUCGGCCGUUGCCUCAGAUACCAAGGAGCCGCGCAACCUGUAUGACUGGGAGCUGUCGGAGGAAUCUACCGUGCUGCCCCCGUCGCGACCGCUCACCCAGCCGACCCCGACCACGUAUCUGAUUGUCAAGGCCCGGCUGUUCCAGGCGCUGGGUCGCGUGGCCGACUUCAGCAGCAGCCCGACUUUGGCUUCGUACGAGACCGUGCUCGAGAUCGACCGGGCCUUGCAUGACGCGUAUCAGAGCAUUCCUCCACACAUGCGGGUGGCACAGGCCCCCGGUGAGGACGAGCAUGGGCACGAGGGCGGAGACCACGACAACAGUGCUGCUGGCCAGCCCAAAGCCAAAGUCAAAGCCACUUUCUCCAACCUCAGUCUGCUCGGCAUGUACCACAAGGGCAUGUGUACGCUGCACCGGCAGUUCCUGGCCCGGGCAAGAGUCGACGCUCGCUUCAGGGUUUCCAGGCAGCGAUGUCUCUCAUCUGCCUUGGGAAUGCUGGCCCUCCAAACCGCCCUGGAGCCCGCCUUUUACGCAAUCUGCCACACCCGGCAAAUCCUCACUCUCGCCGCCAUGAUACUGCUGCUGGAGCUGGAAUUGAGACGCAAGGCCCCCGAAUUGGAUGCCGACGCCGACGCCGACGCCUCAUCUCCGGAGAGCCGUCUUCUCUUGCAGACUCUGGAGCACUCGUGUGCCUGCUGGGCCGAAAUUGUGAGUGCCGGUGCCGGAGAUGAGGCAGCUAGGGUCCAUCACUUCCUGGUCGGCAUGCUCUCGGGCUUUCAGACUAGAGGUAAACCACCUAGAUCUGGCAGUAGUGACACCAACACCAACACUGGCAGUAGCAAUGGCUUGCACCCCAACACAGACACUCCAUCGUCCCAGACAGUAUCGGCCGCAACUGCAACACCGGCGGAGAUGGAGAUUUCAGCAUCCAGUCCCAAGUUUUGGUUUGAUGCACCUUACGGUUCCGGGGGAUUCUCGUUCGAGACGGAGUUGUCGUCUAUGGAUCUGGAUUUUGAUUGGGCGACAUGGGACGCCUUCAUGGAGGAGGCUGGGGACGAGACCGGCCCUAUAUACUGA